Rangifer tarandus platyrhynchus (Svalbard reindeer) is the source of this 804-nucleotide messenger RNA. Lineage: Eukaryota; Metazoa; Chordata; Mammalia; Artiodactyla; Cervidae. The record is from the annotation of a GenBank genome assembly.
AUGUGUGACGAACACGUCUUCACUGCCCGGAGCUCCCAGGCGAUGCCCGAGUCUGGAGUCAAGGCCACUGUAGGUUCCUUGUCUCUCAGUGCGUCUGGUCUCCUCUCCGCUGUUUCUCGCUUCUUCCACUUCUCUGUCUGUCCCUUCUGCUCGGCUGUAUUCGUAUGGAAGCCCUCACCUCCCCGCGCCUGUGUGUCCAGGUCCCUGCUGGGGCAGUACCUUCCCCUUCCUCCUCACUCAGGCCCAGGGUCACACUCCCCCUGCUCUGCUCCCGGGAGAAGCCCCACCUGCAGCCCCCAGAGCUGUUGCCAUCUCCCCGGCCACCACCUGCCCCUUGUGCCACGGGCCUGCCUCCUGGUGACCAGGCAGAGAGGGAAGCGAGGGAGGAAGGAAAGCCCUAAGUGGUGGUCCCCACAUCUGGGGCUCUCCUCCUCCCACCCCAGUUCACCCCGUGCUUGGCUGCCCGCCCACCUGCCUCUUGGGGGACCUGAGCUCGGAGACAGGUGCUUCAGAGAAGAAGAAAAAAAUGAUGAGGGGUGGCAGGGAUUAAAAAGUCACCUCCAUUCUCUACCUCCCGUACCCGCUGGGCUCCUGAAUUUAAAGAUGUGGAUCAAGACCUGUGAGCACUGCAGGGGUGAGGAGAGCCUCCCCACCCUGGGGCCUACCACACACUGCAGGAAGGGGAGUGUUUGGAAGAGAAGGGCCAGCUCCUGUAAGUUAAGAGCUGGGAUAGCAGUUUGCAAACCAGAGGGGAAUUGGGCAGCAGCAGGGAUUCCUGGGCCCCAUCUUCCAUUUCUUAUGUAA